Messenger RNA from Caenorhabditis bovis, 3357 nucleotides. The record is from the annotation of a GenBank genome assembly. NCBI's taxonomy places the organism in Eukaryota, Metazoa, Nematoda, Chromadorea, Rhabditida, Rhabditidae.
AUGAACGGGGAUUCUUCAAGUAUGGACAAGCAAAGCUAUAUGGGGCAGUCGUAUAAUAAGAUCAUCGGCGCCACUGGAGAACAACUUGCCCCAGGUGCUGUUCCACAACAUCCAGUACUGGCGCCUGUUGUUGCUAAUCAAACCAACCAUUAUCAAAAUCUGUUGAACCAGGGAGCUUUGAAAAACCUUCAGCAAGUUCUAAAUGGUACGGCGACAAGUAAUUCGAACGGCCCAACAACUUCGACAGCAGCGAAUGGAACGGAAUCAACACCCGAGAAAUUGGUUGAACUGGCACAUCGACAAUUCCAGGCUGGCGAUUAUCUGACAGCUGAAAGAAACUGCCUUAGUAUAUUUCAGAAUGAUCCGAACAACAUAAGCGUUCUUCUUCUACUGUCUGCCAUCCAUUUUCAACUGAAAAGUCUUGACAAAUCGAUGAAGUAUUCAACGAUGGCGAUCAAAGCGAAUCCGAACUGCGCUGAAGCAUACAGCAACCUGGGAAAUGUAUUUAAAGAACGUGGUCAACUCGCAGAAGCCCUUGAAAACUAUCGGCACGCGGUUCGACUCAAGCCCGAGUUCAUUGAUGGAUAUAUUAACCUGGCUGCAGCGCUUGUUGCUGGAGGAGAUCUGGAUUCAGCAGUUAAUGCAUAUUACAGUGCUUUGCAGUGUAAUCCAGACCUCUACUGUGUCAGAAGUGAUCUAGGAAACCUGCUGAAGGCAAUGGGUCGAUUGGAGGAUGCGAAAAUGUGCUAUUUGAAAGCGAUCGACACACAGCCGGCGUUUGCCGUUGCUUGGUCAAAUUUAGGAUGUGUUUUCAACGCCCAAGGCGAAAUUUGGCUAGCCAUUCAUCACUUUGAGAAGGCAGUCACUUUAGACCCGAAUUUCCUCGACGCUUACAUCAAUUUGGGAAAUGUACUGAAAGAAGCAAGAAUUUUCGAUAGAGCAGUAGCUGCUUAUUUGAGAGCAUUGAACUUGUCUGGAAAUCAUGCUGUCGUCCAUGGAAAUCUGGCAUGUGUCUAUUACGAACAAGGACUCAUUGAUUUGGCUAUCGAUACAUAUCGACGAGCUAUUGAGCUUCAACCUAAUUUUCCUGAUGCUUAUUGCAAUUUGGCUAACGCUCUUAAGGAGAAGGGAUUGGUUCAAGAAGCUGAGCAAGCUUAUUUAAAGGCGUUGGAGCUGAGCCCAACACAUGCUGAUUCGCAAAAUAAUCUCGCGAACAUCAAACGAGAACAAGGAAAGAUCGAAGAAGCGACUCGGCUGUAUCUUAAGGCUCUUGAAAUCUAUCCCGAAUUUGCUGCCGCUCAUAGCAAUUUGGCUUCGAUUCUUCAGCAGCAAGGCAAACUUUCGGAAGCGAUUCUUCAUUAUAAAGAGGCGAUACGAAUUGCUCCGACGUUUGCUGAUGCGUAUUCGAACAUGGGAAACACGCUGAAGGAGAUGGGCGACUCAACGAAUGCACUUCAAUGUUAUACUAGAGCGAUUCAGAUCAACCCGGCAUUUGCAGAUGCGCAUAGUAAUUUGGCUAGUAUACACAAGGACGGCGGCAAUAUUCCUGAAGCGAUACAAAGCUAUUCGACGGCGCUCAAAUUGAAACCCGACUUUCCGGAUGCUUUCUGCAAUUUGGCUCAUUGCUUACAAAUUAUAUGUGACUGGACCGACUACGAAGAACGAAUGCGAAGACUUGUGCAAAUAGUUGAAGACCAGUUGGUCAAAAAGCGACUACCGUCGGUGCAUCCGCACCAUUCCAUGCUUUAUCCACUAUCGCACGCCACCAGAAUUGCGAUCGCCGCGAAACAUGCCCAGCUGUGCUUCGAUAAAGUCCAGAUGCUUGGUCGUGGUCCAUUCACUCAUCCUGACCGAUUAAGUGUCAAAAAUGGACAACGGUUACGGAUUGGCUACGUUUCGUCGGAUUUCGGAAAUCAUCCAACAUCACAUUUGAUGCAAAGCAUCCCCGGAAUGCACGAUCGAAACGUUGUUGAAGUUUUCUGUUACGCCUUAUCUCCGAAUGACGGAACGAACUUCCGGGCGAAGCUUGCAAAAGAAGCCGAACACUUCAUCGAUCUGUCUACGGUUCCAUGCAAUGGAAAAGCGGCGGAUAUGAUCGCGCAGGAUGGAAUUCACAUUCUCAUCAAUAUGAACGGUUACACGAAAGGCGCACGAAAUGAGAUUUUCGCGUUGAGACCCUCACCAAUUCAAGUAAUGUGGCUGGGAUAUCCCGGAACAUCUGGUGCUAGUUAUAUGGAUUAUAUAAUAACCGAUGCGAUCACAUCGCCUAUGCAAUUAUCUCAUGCCUACAGCGAGAAACUCGCCUACAUGCCUCACACAUUUUUCAUUGGAGAUCAUGCACAAAUGUUGAAGCACUUGACGGAACGAGUUAUUGUUCGAGACAAGGCGGCACCUCAGAACAAGGACACCGUAGUUGUUAUGAAUUCGACGAAUCUCGAGCCACUUCUCUCGAAAGCUGAUGUUACUCCAUACGUACGAGAGGCCGAAGUCGUUUGCGGACCCGGAAAAGAAGUCAUAAAGACAGAAGUGAUAAUGCCGAUAAUCGAAGUGCCGACGACGGAGCCGUUGAAACAAAUGAUAGGAACCGGUCAAGUUGCGACGAGCGUCGUCGACGGAGUUCAUGUACAAAAUGGACUUGCGCAGUCUCAAGUUCAUCACAAAGCGGCGACUGGCGAGGAGGUGCCAAAUUCGCUUCUCGUCACUUCACGACAGCAAUACAGCCUUCCCGAGGAUGCCAUCGUGUACUGUAAUUUCAAUCAGCUCUACAAAAUCGAGCCGUACACUCUUCAAAUGUGGAUUGAAAUACUCAAACGCGUACCAAAGAGUGUUCUUUGGCUUCUGCGAUUCCCAUAUCAUGGCGAACAUCAUGUGCACAAGUACUGUGCAGAGCGAGGUGUUGAUCCGAAACGCGUGGUGUUCAGCAAUGUCGCUGCAAAGGAAGAGCACGUGCGAAGGGGUCAACUCGCCGACGUUUGUCUUGAUACACCACUUUGUAACGGCCACACAACUGGAAUGGACAUUCUGUGGACUGGAACCCCAAUGGUCACGAUGCCUUUGGAAACCCUAGCAUCACGUGUUGCUUCUUCUCAACUUUAUGCUCUUGGUGUUCCCGAACUUGUUGCGAAGUCUCGUCAAGAGUAUAUUGAAAUUGCAGUGCGAUGUGGAACUGAUCCGGAAUACUUAUCUGGUCUACGUGCGAAAGUGUGGAAAGCGCGAACGACUUCGACAUUGUUUGAUGUUAAGCAGUAUUGCCGCGACAUGGAAGCACUUCUCCAUCAAAUGUGGAAACGAUAUGAAGAAGGACUUCCUGUUGAUCAUAUCACCAAUAACACCACCACACCAGAAGGAUUGGUCUAA